This is a messenger RNA of Menidia menidia (Atlantic silverside), 2740 nucleotides long. The record is from the annotation of a GenBank genome assembly. NCBI's taxonomy places the organism in Eukaryota, Metazoa, Chordata, Actinopteri, Atheriniformes, Atherinopsidae.
CGAAAAACACUCCCUCCCCCCAAACCUGGAGCUCCCAUUAAACUUCCUCAAAAUGUAGCCAAUAUAAACUCACGCUGACAAACAGCAGCAGAGGAACAGACUUUUCGACUCAGAGAACGUCUCCAAAGAGCCUUGAUUUUCUGAAGGAUGUUGCCUGGAAACAGUGGAAGAUCAAGCACGACAAACAGUACAACAGUGAGGAUGAAGAAUUGAUGCGCAGGGCCAUCUGGGAGAAAACAAAAGUUAUGGUUGAAACUCACAACAGGGAAGCAGCUAUGGGCAAACAUACCUUCAUCAUGGGCCUGAACCACUUCGCAGACAUGACGAAUGAGGAAUUCAAUCUUAGAGGUGGUCUCCGUCCGAUUGAAAGGCCUGAGAACACCCCCUCCCUUUUCCCAAGAGUCCCAAUGUCCAGACUUCCCAGAGCUAUCGACUACCGCAAGAAAAAAAUGGUGACCCGGGUGAAGAAUCAGGGAUCCUGCGGCUCCUGCUGGGCCUUCAGCUCUGCCGGGGCUCUUGAGGCCCAGCUGGCCAAGAAGACCGGACAGCUCAUUGACCUCAGUCCACAGAACCUGGUCGACUGCGUGUCGGAAAAUGACGGAUGCGGAGGUGGAUACAUGACCAACGCUUUUAAGUACGUGAAGGAAAAUGGUGGCAUUGACUCGGAGGAGGCCUACCCCUAUGCAGGAGAGACGCAGCAAUGCAGCUACAAUUCGUCAGGCAUGGCUGCCCAGUGCAAGGGCUUCGUGGAGAUCCCAGUGGGCGACGAGCGUGCCCUGGCCGUCGCCCUCUUCAAAGCGGGUCCGGUGUCCGUGGGCAUCGACGCAACGCUGGGAACCUUCCAGUACUACCAGCGAGGUAUUUACUAUGACUCCAACUGUAACAAAGACAACAUCAAUCACGCCGUGCUCGUCGUUGGCUAUGGAGUGAGCGCCAAGGGGAAGAAGUACUGGAUCGUCAAGAACAGCUGGGGCGAGCAGUGGGGCAAGAAGGGCUACGUCCUGAUGGCGCGUAACCGCGGCAACCUCUGCGGCAUCGCCAACCUCGCCAGCUACCCCGUCAUGAAAGAGCCCUACAGUAGGAAGAAGUUCAGCCACGAUCGCGCCAUGACUUCGACUAUCACAGGUCUGAUGUUGGGGAGCCUGCUGCUGGUCUCCCUGGUCGCCGGAGCGGCGGCCAUGUUUGAGGGCAGGCUGGACGCCCACUGGGAGCUGUGGAAGAAGACGCACGGCAAGAAGUACCACAACCAGGAGGAGGAUGUGCGCCGCAGGGAGUUAUGGGAGAGUAACCUGAUGCUUAUUACCACGCACAACCUGGAGGCCUCCAUGGGCUUUCACACCUACGAUCUGAGCAUGAACGCCAUGGGAGACCUGACACCAGAGGAGAUCCAGCAGAUGUUUGCCACGCUCAGUCCUCCCACCCACAUCCAGAGGGCGCCAUCUCCCUUUUUUGGAGCCUCUGGCUCUGACGUUCCAGACACCAUGGACUGGAGAGACAAGGGCUAUGUCACAAAGGUUAAGUACCAGGGUGCGUGCGGCUCCUGCUGGGCCUUUAGUGCUGCGGGGGCCCUGGAGGGUCAGUUGGCCAAGAAGACCGGUAAGCUGGUGGACCUGAGCCCCCAGAAUCUGGUGGACUGUUCCAGCAAGUACGGAAACCACGGCUGCAACGGGGGCUUCAUGCACCAGGCCUUCCAGUACGUCAUCGAUAACCGGGGCAUCGAUUCCGAUGCCGGGUACCCGUACACGGGAAGGGAUCAGCAGUGUCGUUACGACCCAAGGUACCGAGCGGCCAACUGCUCCCGGUACAACUUUCUGCCCGAAGGGGACGAGGUGGCUCUGAAGCAGGCGGUCGCCACCAUCGGUCCAAUUUCAGUGGCUAUCGAUGCCACCCGGCCCAGAUUUACUUUCUACAGAAGCGGGGUAUAUAAUGACCCAAGCUGUUCCCAGAGUGUGAACCAUGCUGUGUUAGCUGUGGGCUACGGCACCCUGAACGGACAGGACUAUUGGCUGAUAAAGAACAGCUGGGGAACUACUUUUGGAGACCAGGGCUACAUCCGGAUGUCCCGCAACAGGAAUGACCAGUGUGGCAUCGCCCUGUAUGGCUGCUACCCCAUCAUGUAGCCGCAGAGGGAACUCAACUCAAACUCUUCAAAAAAUUCUUAGUAAAUCAUUUAUCCUUUGUUUUUACUACAACCCUUCAAAUACUAAAGUGUGAAAUCAGCACCUUUGGUGCCUUUUAGUUAUUUUUUUGGGAGAUUUUUACAGAUUUUCUCCAUGCACAUCAUCACUGACCAUGUUUUUUAGACUGUCAUGUUUGUGUGCGUUCCAAUGUUAAAGUGUAUGUUUUUGUCUUUGAUGUCUAAUAAAAGGGACUGAUAUGGUACUGGCAUCAGGGCAGUUUUGUUUUCAUUGGUUUACAGCAGCAGACUGUCCGGUCUGUUGGUCGUUACCACAUCUGCAUCCUGUGUUGGGGGUGAAUCGAGGCUGAAGUCACCGCUUUGUCUGUUAAAGCUGCCAUAAAAACUGUCUGAAAGGUUUCCAUUGACUCUUUGGGAUAUUGACUUGUUGGUCAGUUGUUGCGACAGAAGGAAGGAUCAAAUCAAUACCUGUCUUCCUGGUGAAUAUCCUGUGAACGUGCUGAUAUAAUGACAUGCCGUAUGUUAGCUGCCUGUAGGCAAAUAACGUCAUCUUAUUUUCCUGUUGCGUUGAGCCUUUUAUUAAACACCAAUCUACGCUUCUGA